CUCCACUGUCUUUAUACUCCUGCAGCUUGGGGUGGUUUCAGAUUAAGCACUGUCAUAAAAGAAUAACAAUGACUUUUUUCCACUCCAAUGAGAGUGACUGGAGUUUGUGUGCAUGUUACCAUAACAGCCAGUUUAAUAGGCCUGCCACAAAGUCCUCUGAUUGUUCUGAGCUUUUCUCACUGUUACUGGAGAGAAAAGGGAGCUGAGAAGACUUUGGCAGAAAAGAAAACUCUGUUGAGUCUGAAUAUACGUUUUUGUUUUUUUAUUCUAAGAGGCUUUUUUGAGAGAUGUUUGGACGAUACCAGAGAAGAUUCACCGAGGUGUUUUUAUCCAAAUUCAGUGAUGGGGAAAGAGAAGAAAACAGUAAAACUAGAAAAACAUGAGGCAGACAUAAGUCCGAUCAUCGUGGGUGAAGUGAAAAAAUCAAUUCCCAGGAUGAGAAUCGUGAAGUCAAAGGAGAAGAUUAAAGUUACCACGUCAAACAGCAGAUCCACCACAGACAAGGGUAAAACCACAUGUGAGACAUCAGGGAACGUAAUGAGGCUUUGUGUCAACUUGAUGCCUGUUUUAGCCUCAGCCAAGGAGCCUGUGGAGGAAGAGGAGGAGAAAAAAGAAGAUAACAGCUAUACAAGGAAAGAGGAACCAAAAACCAGCAGGAAAAAUGAACAAGCUGUCGUCAAAUUAGUGCAACAAAUACUCAAUACAAGUGACGCAGGAUUAAGUUUGAACAGAGCCACUGAUACCAAACAAUCACUAAGUCCUCUGUUUGUGCUGCCGCCUAUAACUCAACCUAAACCAGCUCCUGAGUGUUGUGACCAUCAGAGGACCAAGAAGAUCCUCUCACCUCUACCUCCUGUCAGUUCAUCUGAGAAAACAACAACAACAACAACAACCAUCUCUCCAAACUUUACAGCUAAAGGCAGUGGAGACGAUGCAUCAGUUACAGACAGCAGGCCCUGGAUAGAUAAUCCUCUAUUCUCUAACAGUAAGUCUCCUGAGUUUCGUCUUCCUGACAUCUCCCUUUCCAGCCUGGACGCUCUGCUGCAGGCGGUCACACAGAAACUGGGGAGGAAGAAGAGAGGCGGUGACGAAGAGUCAUGGAGAAAAGUCCAGUCGCAUCACCUCCUCACGGCUGUUAGUGAACAGUGUUUGAGAGAGAAGAGGGUCAGGCAGCUGACUGACAGAGUGAAUAUUGGAGCUGCAACAGAAACAUCAGUGGGUGGACACAGUGUGAACAGACAGAGGAGCCUUCCUCCACUUUUUUCUGCACCUAAACCCACACUCAUCCUCUCCAUGACGAAGAAAAACCUCCUGACGUCCACCACAACGCUGCAAUGACUCAUCAAAAAAACACAGCAGGCUGGACUCACAUACACAAACAGCACAGUGUUUUAAAAACUGAUACAGGAAACAAUAUAUUUUUAUUUUCCCUCAUGACAAAACAUUCACAACAGACACAUACCCGUUGUUUUUCCUACAGUAGUAUAUGUUCAGUAUAUAAUAUACAUCUUAUAGUAGAUGCUCAGAUAAAUUAAUGUUCAAGUAGAGCUCUUCAAGCUUAAUACCCUCAAAGUACAUUUGGUAAAACAGACUUUCAUUCCAAAAUGAGACAAACAUCAUUUAAAUCCAGCUUAGGUUUUGCAUAAUUCCAGCCUUUUCAAUACAUUUAACUUUUUUUUAAAAAACAUAUAACAGUUUGCAUUUUGGGAUGAAAAACCCCUCUGAUAAUGUUUGUCUCAUGCCUAUAACUGUAGUUACUAUUGUAACAAUCCUCUAAAUAUGUAACAGCGCAUUACAGUGCAGUAACAACCUGCUUUAAACAUUCAGUCAGCCAUAUCAUUUUAGAUAGAAAAUAAAUAAAUAAAUAAAGGGUUUAUUAUAAGAAACUGAAUGAAUGGAUGAAUUAAUUAAAAAAUAACCAAAG
Lates calcarifer (barramundi perch) is the source of this 1924-nucleotide messenger RNA. RefSeq lists its product as uncharacterized. Bases 88 to 1338 code for a protein of 416 amino acids. Lineage: Eukaryota; Metazoa; Chordata; Actinopteri; Centropomidae. The record is from RefSeq and is a predicted model, not a curated record. The transcript is spliced from 3 exons.